This is a messenger RNA of Brettanomyces bruxellensis, 915 nucleotides long. RefSeq lists its product as uncharacterized. The transcript is spliced from 2 exons. Bases 1 to 915 code for a protein of 304 amino acids. Lineage: Eukaryota; Fungi; Ascomycota; Pichiomycetes; Pichiales; Pichiaceae. Gene Ontology annotation, biological process: mitochondrial L-ornithine transmembrane transport. The record is from RefSeq and is a predicted model, not a curated record. Gene Ontology annotation, molecular function: L-ornithine transmembrane transporter activity.
AUGUCCUCUGAUGGAAAUGAUAAGGCAGAUGUGGCUAAUGUCGAUCAAAGCUACAUGAGAAAGGCCAAAGAUAUACUAGCAGGUUUCGCCGGUGGGGCGGUGCAGGUUCUUAUUGGGCAGCCGUUUGAUUUGGUAAAGGUGAGAAUGCAAACAGGUCAGUACUCAUCACCAUUUGAGGCAGUGACCAACACACUAAAGAAUGAGGGUGCCUCUGCAUUUUAUAAAGGAACUUUGGCACCUCUUUUUGGUGUUGGGGCGUGUGUCUCGAUCCAGUUCUACGGGUUUUAUGAGGCUAAAAGGCAGAUUCUUAAAAGGCAUCCGAAGCAGAAGGAUUUGACACUUGCACAAUUCUUUGAAGCAGGUGCCGUUGCAGGAAUAGUAAAUACGCCUGUUACGGCACCUGUGGAGCAAAUCAGGAUAUUGCUCCAGGUGCAGUCAGACAACAAAAAUAAGCUUUACCGUGGGCCACGGGAUGCUAUUCGAAAAAUCGUCAGAAGUGAUGGUGUGGCCAAAGGUUUGUUCAGAGGAGCAUUCAUCACUUUGCUUAGAGAGGCACAGGCAUAUGGUAUGUGGUUUCUAAGCUAUGAAUACAUGAUGCGGCAGGCGGUUCAAAUCCAGCAUAAGCAAAGAAAAGAAAUAUCGACACCCUGGUUGUUGUUGUUUGGAGCUGCUGCAGGUGACAUAUUGUGGUUGGCCUCAUAUCCGCUUGAUGUAAUCAAAUCGAGGAUUCAGGGUGACCAAUUCGGGCCAAAUUCCAAGUAUGGUGGUCGAAUCGGUUCAGUCGUUAAAGAAAUUGCUGCGAAGGAAGGGUGGAGAGGAUUCUGGAGGGGAAUUGGGCCCGCAUUGGUCAGAGCCAUUCCUUGUAGUGCUGCCACAUUUACAACUGUUGAAUAUGUAUUGAGGUGGUUGGGUUGA